UGUGUGUGUGUGUGUGUGUGUGUUAGAAAGCAUUCACUUCGAGGCACCAACAAGGAGAGGAAGACGUGGUCCUCAUGCUGAUGCAGAAGCCCCCUGACCACCACCGCGUCCAUCUACCUCCAGGCUGGAACUUCCUCCUCGUCCUUUCCCUCCUCUCUCCUCCACUAAACACAGAAGAUACUUUGCACUAACUUUUUCCUUUUUUCAAAUGAGCAUUCAUCCCUUUUAAUUGUUUUUAUUUAAUAACGAUGCACACCACGCAAAAGGACACCACCUACACUAAGAUCUUCGUCGGAGGCUUGCCCUACCACACCACCGACUCCAGUCUCAGGAAGUACUUUGAGGUGUUUGGCGAGAUCGAGGAGGCGGUGGUCAUCACUGACAGGCAGACCGGCAAGUCUCGGGGCUAUGGCUUUGUUACCAUGUCGGAGCGCUCGGCCGCCGACCGGGCCUGCAAGGACCCCAACCCCAUCAUUGACGGCAGGAAGGCCAACGUCAACCUGGCCUACCUGGGGGCCAAGCCUCGAGUGAUGCAGCCGGGUUUUACCUUUGGAGUCCCCCAAAUUCACCCUGCCUUCAUCCAAAGGCCUUAUGGCAUCCCGACGCACUACGUGUACCCUCAGGCCUUCGUGCAGCCCAGCGUGGUGAUCCCGCACGUGCAGCCCACCGCCGCCGCCACUGUGCCAGCCCCCGCCACCUCCCCGUACAUCGACUACACAGGAGCGGCCUACGCUCAGUACUCGGCCGUUAGCGCGGCGGCAACCGCCGCAUACGACCAGUAUCCCUACGCCGCCUCGCCUGCCGCCGCUGGCUACGUGACUGCCGCCGGGUACGGCUACGCAGUCCAGCAGCCUCUUGCGGCUGCCGGCGCCGCCGCUCCGGGUUCAGCGGCUGCAGCUGCCACCGCAGUUGCCUUCGGCCAGUAUCAGCCUCAGCAGCUGCAAGCAGACCGCAUGCAAUAGCAGCAGAAGGAAGUGGAGUCGACAUGCUGUGCUUCAACCAAAAACAAGAAAAAAGUCGCCGUACAAACAUGAUGAUGAUAAUUUUCUAGUAGCUUCUUUCU
Messenger RNA from Syngnathus acus (greater pipefish), 1063 nucleotides. It is a transcript of the gene rbm24a, whose product is annotated as RNA binding motif protein 24a. Bases 249 to 962 code for a protein of 237 amino acids. Gene Ontology annotation, cellular component: cytosol. Lineage: Eukaryota; Metazoa; Chordata; Actinopteri; Syngnathiformes; Syngnathidae. The transcript has 4 exons. The record is from RefSeq and is a predicted model, not a curated record. Gene Ontology annotation, molecular function: mRNA 3'-UTR binding.